Messenger RNA from Phytophthora nicotianae INRA-310, 201 nucleotides. RefSeq lists its product as hypothetical. The record is from RefSeq and is a predicted model, not a curated record. The transcript has 2 exons. The coding region runs from base 1 to 201 and encodes 66 amino acids. Lineage: Eukaryota; Oomycota; Peronosporomycetes; Peronosporales; Peronosporaceae.
AUGCCGUCGGUUGAUAGUUCCAGUGAUGGAUCGUCAGAGGAGGAGUACACCGCAAACAGCUGCGGAGAACAUGAAGACGAUGUGGACUACGGCAUUUCACUGGAGCUCGCUCAGAAGGAAGCGUCAUUAGAGUUAGCUGAACUUACUGCUACCGCUAAUAAUCCGAGACUAGAUUACUGGGACGAAAUGUACCUCGGAUGA